Molecule: messenger RNA, 1475 nt
Organism: Vicugna pacos (alpaca)
Lineage: Eukaryota; Metazoa; Chordata; Mammalia; Artiodactyla; Camelidae
Source: RefSeq, a predicted model, not a curated record
CCCGGGCUGGCGGCGCCGCCGGGCCUGGAGGACCUGCAGGCCAUGGAUGAGCCGGGAAUGAGCCUCCUGGAUCAGUCCGUGAUCAAGAAAGUCCCCAUCCCCUCCAAAGCCAGCAGCCUUUCUGCCCUCUCCUUGGCCAAAGACAGCUUGGUUGGCGGCAUCACGAACCCCAGUGAGGUCUUCUGCUCCGUGCCAGGCCGGCUCUCUCUGCUCAGUUCAACAUCCAAGUACAAGGUGACAGUGGGAGAGGUCCAACGGCGACUCUCACCUCCCGAGUGUCUCAAUGCCUCCCUCCUGGGUGGAGUCCUUCGAAGGGCCAAGUCCAAGAAUGGAGGCCGGUGUCUGCGGGAACGGCUGGAGAAGAUUGGGCUCAACUUGCCAGCUGGCCGACGCAAGGCCGCCAAUGUGACGCUGCUGACUUCACUAGUAGAGGGAGAGGCCGUGCACUUGGCCCGAGACUUUGGCUAUGUUUGUGAGACCGAGUUCCCAGCCAAGGCAGCCGCCGAGUACCUGUGCCGACAGCAUGCUGACCCUGGGGAACUGCACAGCCGCAAGAGCAUGCUGCUGGCUGCCAAGCAGAUCUGCAAAGAGUUUGCAGACUUGAUGGCACAGGACCGUUCACCACUAGGCAACAGCCGCCCAGCACUCAUCCUGGAGCCUGGCGUGCAGAGCUGCCUGACACACUUUAGCCUCAUCACCCAUGGCUUUGGCGGGCCCGCCAUCUGUGCUGCCCUCACUGCUUUCCAGAACUACUUGUUGGAGGCACUCAAAGGGUUGGACAAGAUGUUUCUAAGCAGUGCGGGCAGUGGGCAUGGCGAUACCAAGGCUUCGGAGAAGGAUACCAAGCAUCGGAAGUAACUGCUUCCCCUGCCCCAUCCCUAAGGGGUCCCAAGGCCUGAAAUGAGGUCUCCACUCCCGGUUAGGGGGAGACUGAAAGGACUAAAAGUUGGAGUUGGAGUCAGGCCAGAAAGAGAAUAUUCCUCCAGAAACCCCCAAGUUAGGGGCCUGGGUUGGAGUACGGGGAAGUGGCCUCUGUAGUGGUUUGUUGAUAAGUUGAGGGCCCAGGCUUCUGCCUCACAUGUGCAAUUUUCUGACCCUUUAUUGCUGAGAAGGGCUUGGACAGGAAAUUGGCAUGGAAAAGCCUGCUUCUUGGCGCCAGUGCUACCCAUGAGGGUAAUGGGUGCUCCUAGGAACCAAGGCCUUGCUGUUUUUACUGAGUAGGAGAGAAAUUAACAAACCAGAGGUGCUACUGAGGAGUUGGUGCCCUUCAUCCCAGAAUCUCCCAUCCCCAGAAAAGAGGUGCUGGCAGGAGGCCCCAGUGGGCUCUUUGGACUUCUCCCACUCUUGGGAAGAAGUGGGCAGAAGGGGCCCUCAAAGAACAGAGAAGCACAAAUUGCAGAACUUGAAUCCAGGCUGCACUUCAGUCCUGUUGCUGUCUGCCCUAUUUAUUUAUGUUGUAAUUAAAUUUAAAGUUU